Messenger RNA from Daldinia decipiens, 810 nucleotides. RefSeq lists its product as uncharacterized. Bases 1 to 810 code for a protein of 269 amino acids. The transcript is spliced from 5 exons. The record is from RefSeq and is a predicted model, not a curated record. Gene Ontology annotation, molecular function: RNA binding. NCBI's taxonomy places the organism in Eukaryota, Fungi, Ascomycota, Sordariomycetes, Xylariales, Hypoxylaceae.
AUGGCACGCGUGCUCGCGACCUCGCCUACGAAUUCGAACGGUAUGUCCAUUAUCCUCGUCGGUGAAUCGAUCGACCGUCCCACGGAUGCGGUGUCCGAUGUCACCUGCCUUCUCCUCGUCCUAACCCCGACCUCGCUUCGUCGUUCUCGGCUUCGUUCGAGUCCUCGAUCCGUCUUCUUAACCUACGCUUCUGCCCUCCGUGUCCAUCUCAGCCUCCCAUCUCCUUCGAUCGAGCGGUCCUAUGGUCGCCUUGUCCGUUGUGAUAUCCCAGCCCCUAGGUCUGCUAGUAGUAGAUUGUUCGCCUUUGUGGAGUAUGAGGAUCGUCGUGACGCUGAUGAUGCGUACCACGAGAUGCAUAACAAGCGUAUCGGCCGUGACGAUCUUCUAAAGAUUGAGUGGGCUCGCACUCCCCCGUCCGCGUCUUGGCGUUUCGACAGUGGUCGUGACCGCGACAGCAGGCGUGAUCGUGGAGGCCGAUCUCCUCGUCGCGGCCGUUCGCCUUCCCCUCGCCGCAGUACACGCGACUAUUCUCCCAGGAAGGACGACCGCCGUGACCGAGACCGUGAUCGCGACUAUGAUCGUGAACGCCGUGAGACCCGCGACCGUUCUCGUUCCCCGGAUCCUCGGUACAAAUCCCCGUCUAGCUCACCUAAGGUCCCUGCCAAGUCGGAGCUUACACCCUUACCUAGUGACCGCGAUCGUGAUGACCGAGACGACCGCGAACGCCGUGAUAACGGCACUAACGGCGAUGAUCGUAAAGCUGUCGACAGUCCUCCUCCUCAACACGACGACUUGGACGUUGCUGAGUGA